Molecule: messenger RNA, 1637 nt
Organism: Planococcus citri (citrus mealybug)
Lineage: Eukaryota; Metazoa; Arthropoda; Insecta; Hemiptera; Pseudococcidae
Product: gastrula zinc finger protein XlCGF67.1-like
Exons: 3
Coding region: 206-958 (250 amino acids)
Biological process (GO): regulation of transcription by RNA polymerase II
Molecular function (GO): RNA polymerase II cis-regulatory region sequence-specific DNA binding; DNA-binding transcription factor activity, RNA polymerase II-specific
Source: RefSeq, a predicted model, not a curated record
UUAGAUUGUUGUUUACUACAAAUGGUGCUUUUCUUGAAUUUUAUUUAGUUUCUUUUACUUUAAAGUUUAAACUUUGAUGUAUAUUAUGGCGAAGGAUUGCUUAAUCCGAAUCGAAUAAUCAAAGCUAAAGUAAAGAUAACGUAGCUUUUCUCUUGGAGCACCCAACGUAGAAUUUCGUAAUUAUCGUAGCAUUAUAAUUAACAAAAUGAAUAAUUGCAUCAAUCUCGAUGUUAUUGUUGAACUAUCAAGAGUCGAAGACGUCUCCGAAGCUGGCGAAACAGUCAAAAAAUGUCGUAAGCGAGUCAAAUGUGAAGAGUUAUCCUUCACGUGCCACUACUGUGAUAAACUAUUUUUCGAGAAGAAGGAGCUUCGUAGUCAUAUCAAACAUCAUAUGAAAAAUGAGCACACAGUCAAGUGCCCAGUUUGCAAUAUUGGCCUUUCACGCAAAAGUUAUCUACAGGAACACCUAAACAUCCACAAUGGACGGCAGCCGUUUUCGUGCUACUAUUGUGGUAAAUCGUUUACUUUAUGGUCUAACCUAAUAAAACAUAACAGGAUUCACACCGGCGAGAAACCUCACGCGUGCGACCAAUGCGACAAACGAUUCAUCUUGAAGAAGAAUCUUAUCGAGCAUCGUGUAACGCACACCGGAGAAAAACCAUUCAAGUGUAAAGUCUGCGAUAGACCAUUCACCCGACGAAGUAGUCUAGUCAGACAUUUCACUAUCCACACCGGAGAGAAGAAGUUCGUUUGCAACAUCUGUAACAAAACUUUCGCUUGGAAAAGUUACCUUACGCGACAUAUGCCAGUUCACUUGAAUGGCAAACGUGAACGUAAACCAGCCGAACCGAAAGUUGUCAGUGUAUUAUUGCAAAAUGCAUUACAAGAGUUGAUGACCCCAGAAGAAUUUGAUAUUCUUACUACUAAAGAUCUCGUUGUAGUUUGCGAUCGUGUUUAAAAAUUGAAUUCAUCAACACGAGUAUUGGGUUAUCGUACGGUCCGUAUCUAUUUGCCAAUAUUUUCACGUUUUGUCCUUUUUACGUGGUUUUGUUUUAAGAUCUGUUUUACUUAUCGUAUUUUAAUCCAUAUUCUUUUCCCUAUUUUGUAUCUCUUUUUUCCACGAAGUACGACCUUCGGUCUACUUGAUGCUAUUUUAUACGUUAAUGUUUUUCUCCGUCUGUCUCUAUACUUUCAUUUCAUACUUUUUAUUUUAAUUAUCGAAAAUUCCUUCGUGAAUUUUCGCUUUCUUGUGUUCAUAUUUUGUUUUAUUUUUAAAUUAUUUCGAUUUUACUUUCAACUGGCGUUUGAAAAGUGAAAACGAUUUAGAUUUGUAAUAAGUAUUUUACAAAAUGUCAAUUUGUUUCCAAGGUGAUUGUUCCUCUAAUCAUCAUUUCGUCGACUGAUAUUAAUUCGUCUUUAUGUAAAAGCCUUCGUGCUUAAUGUUUUUAUAGAUAUUAUUGUAUGCGAAUUCAUGUUUCAAAGCGGAUACUUUCGUAUAUUUGUAAGUUGUAAUUUUAUUGAUGUUUUUUCUUUUUGAAUAAUUUGUGAUUUUUAUUCUUCAUUGUUACCCAUACGGAUAUUAGUCAUGUUUCAUGUUGUUUGUAUUAUUAAUUAUAAUAAAUGUGUGUUCUCGAUGA